AUGCAGCUCAAGUUUUCAGUCAGAGUUGCAGCCACAGUAAAUUUUUUUGCAAAAAAUAAAGCAUUGCCGGAGGAAUGCAGAGGGACAGUUCGACUCAUUCAACGGAUCAAAGUACAAGGACGACGCAAAACCUUUAAAAGGAUGUCUAAAAAGAAACUGCGCAUUUUAAGAAGUGGAACGAAUUUUUACCAAUUGUGCGUUCAAUAG
This is a messenger RNA of Parnassius apollo (apollo), 207 nucleotides long. NCBI's taxonomy places the organism in Eukaryota, Metazoa, Arthropoda, Insecta, Lepidoptera, Papilionidae. The record is from the annotation of a GenBank genome assembly.